Molecule: messenger RNA, 1404 nt
Organism: Fusarium coffeatum
Lineage: Eukaryota; Fungi; Ascomycota; Sordariomycetes; Hypocreales; Nectriaceae
Exons: 1
Coding region: 1-1404 (467 amino acids)
Source: RefSeq, a predicted model, not a curated record
AUGGUUCAUCUUAUAGCGCGUCUCCCAAACGAGCUUCUGCGAGAGAUAUGUCUCUUCGCUUCCACUUAUGACCGGUUUUGCCCGUUGCGGGAUCUCGCACUCGUGAACAAGCAGAUCCGACAAGUUGCCUUUCCCUUACUAGUGCGUCACUGGGAGAGAGACAGCUCCUUCCAACAACCUCACCUCGGGCUGUUAGCCUUACACCUUCUUCGAUACCCUGAGCAUCGCUCCCAAGUCAAGACUCUAAACUUCAUGUCGCCCAGCACCCGGAAAACGAACCCUAGGAGACAAACCUUGUACGACCAGUCUCCUGUACGUCUACGACCAGAGAGCCUAGCAGAGCUUGCAAGAGCAGCUCAAGAGGCUCUCCCGAACCUCGUGCAAUCGAGUAACUGGAUUGGAACAAUCCAGAUAGGAGGCUUUCACGCUGUUGCUGUGCUCGUGAUGGCUUGGGCAACUCGUGUGACCGACGUGGCGAUGGAGCUUCCGCGACCGUAUGUCGAUGGCCAGAUGAGCGGUUCCCAUGGAAUGAUGAUGAAGUUCUUCUACGGGGCGGUUCAGAAAGUCUCUACAAGCGGCAUGCCACUGGCUGAGGUACAGCGGCUUGAGAUCGAAACAUGGGAGAGGGAGAGUCGCCUUGAUGGGGUCGUGGCGUUCCCGCUAUCCGUCUUCCAGUUGCCCAAGUUGAAGAAAUUUCACAUAAAGCACCUGGAAAUGACAGGCUCACAAGACUUCCCGAUCCCAAGAGGCUGCUCAACGGUCGAAGAACUAUUUCUCGACUGUUCAAAAGUCACAGGAGCCGCACUUCGGAAAUUACUCGCUACAUGCUCAAGAUUGCGCGUCUUGCACUAUGUCUGGUUCUCUGUGGUACAGGGGGCUCAAAGAAGAGCGAUAAGAGACGCUCUUAUUGAAGAGCCCGGAUCAUUGGAAGAAUUGCGUUUGGACCUCAAGUCCUAUUUAAGCUUAAAUUCUUUUUUCAUAUUAUGUUUCGCUGCUGCAGAUAAUGGAAUGGUCAUCGAGAAAAGCUUCAAAAGUCUUUCUCAUCUUCGAAAACUCACGCUGGACUUGGAAGACCUACCUCCAAGAAUUGAGGAUUCACGGAAAUUCAUGCCCGACCUUCUCACUUCCCAGCUACCAGCUUCUCUCGAAGAGUUAACCCUCACCUGGGGGAAUCGUCAGAUGAAUUGUUUGGAGGAGCGUCUUAUAGCACUGCGCGGUCCUGACUUCUGGCUUAGUGUUGUGGUCGUCAUAAAGACUUUGCUAGAGGAAGCUGGGCCUGGAUGCAAAUUCAACAAGUUGAGAUAUCUAGAUGUUACGCAGAUUCUUGUUGGAUCUAAGGAAAUGGAGAAUGUCGUGGAGCUGGGUAGGUCUAAGGGAGUCAACGUUCUAGAGUACACUAAAUGA